AUGAAAUGUGCCGUUGGGGUGUCAUCUAGAAAGUUCUUGGGAUUCAGUGUCCACAAAGGAGGCAUUUCAGCUGACGAGGAUAAGAUUAAAGCUAUCCAAGACAUGGAACCUCCGAAAGACAUCAAGGGACUUCAGAAGUUAAUAGGCAAGCUGGGGUACAUUCGAAGGUUCGUACCAGCAUUAGGGGAGCUCUUAGGACCCUUAAGACCUUUGUUGAAAGAGAAGAACACUUUUAAGUGGGAACAACACCACCAAGCUAUAAUGGACAAGAUCAAGGACGUUCUCACAUCCACUCACACCAUGACUUCCCCUCAACCUGGUGCACCAUUGAAGGUAUACUUAGCCAUAGGAGAAGAAACAGUUAGUGGGUUAAUUGCACAAGAAAGUGAAGGCAAAGAGAAACCCAUUGCUUAUGUUAGCAGAGCCAUGAAAGGGCCAGAACAAAGAUACUCCUCACCAGAGAAACAUUCGAUUGAAGAGUUGCCGGAUCAGAUUCCGGAAACAAUAGAGGUUGUUUAUGCUUGCAAUAAAGAGGAAACAUGGACCCUCAUGUUUGAUGGAACACCCUCGAACCCUCAAGGAGGGGCAGGAGUCGUCCUUACAGACUCCCAUGGAAGAAAUCUGUCCUUCAUGUUUCAAUUGGAUUUCUCUUGCACCAACAAUGAGGCAGAAUAUGAAGCGCUAAUGCUCGGUCUAAAGAUGGAUCAAGAAGUUAGUAUCAAGAAACUCCAUGUCAAAGGAGACUCCAACCUAAUAAUACAACAGAUCCUAGGAAGGUACGACACGAAGGAAAGAAGUCUGGCCUUAUGUAGAGAACAAGUGUGGCGCAUGGUGAAGGUAUUUGAUAAGAUCUCAUUUGAGCAUGUAUCCCGAAUAGAAAACAAGCAUGCGGAUGCUUUAGCAACAUUAGGGAGUAGAGUCACUAUUCAAAAUGGACAACAUGCUUUGGAACAUCGGGUAGCUGAAAGUUCUGCCAGAGAAGAAAGGAUGUCCGUGGGAGAAAAAACCAAUGAUUGGCGAACGCCUAUACAUGAACAGCUCAGAACGCUCAAUAUCACCAAAGAAAUAAGAGGAUUUUGCCUCCUCAAUGGGCAAAUGUUCAGAAAAAACAAUGAUGGACUCCUCAUGAAAUGUGUAGGAGAAGAGGAAGGGAAAGAAAAAGCAGAACAACUGAAUGGAGCCACUUGCGGAGAAGAGGGCCCCAGUUUGUACUGA
Molecule: messenger RNA, 1215 nt
Organism: Arachis ipaensis
Lineage: Eukaryota; Viridiplantae; Streptophyta; Magnoliopsida; Fabales; Fabaceae
Molecular function (GO): nucleic acid binding; RNA-DNA hybrid ribonuclease activity
Source: RefSeq, a predicted model, not a curated record